Molecule: messenger RNA, 1150 nt
Organism: Gastrolobium bilobum
Lineage: Eukaryota; Viridiplantae; Streptophyta; Magnoliopsida; Fabales; Fabaceae
Product: cyclin-dependent kinase B2-2
Exons: 8
Coding region: 7-942 (311 amino acids)
Biological process (GO): regulation of gene expression; G1/S transition of mitotic cell cycle; protein phosphorylation
Cellular component (GO): nucleus; cytoplasm; cyclin-dependent protein kinase holoenzyme complex
Molecular function (GO): ATP binding; cyclin binding; cyclin-dependent protein serine/threonine kinase activity
Source: RefSeq, a predicted model, not a curated record
AGAGAAAUGGAGAAGACAGGAGUGUUAUCGGCGAAGGAAGCAUUCGAGAAGCUAGAGAAGGUUGGAGAAGGAACGUAUGGUAAGGUAUAUAGAGCAAGAGAGAAAGCUACUGGAAAGAUCGUUGCACUCAAGAAGACACGCUUACACGAAGACGAAGAAGGUGUUCCUCCCACCACACUCCGCGAGGUUUCCAUUUUGCGAAUGCUUUCUCGCGAUCCUCAUGUCGUCAGGUUACUGGAUGUAAAACAAGGUCAGAACAAGGAGGGGAAGACAGUGCUGUACUUGGUGUUUGAGUACAUGGAUACCGAUCUCAAGAAGUUUAUUCGUAGUUUCAGGCAAACUGGAGAAAAUAUCGCACCCAAAACCGUCAAAAGCUUGAUGUACCAGCUUUGCAAGGGUGUUGCUUUCUGCCACUGUCAUGGAAUCUUGCACAGGGACUUGAAGCCUCACAAUCUCUUGAUGGAUCGAAAAACAAUGAUGCUUAAAAUAGCUGAUCUUGGACUUGCUCGAGCAUUUACUGUGCCCAUUAAGAAAUACACUCACGAGAUACUAACCCUGUGGUACAGAGCACCGGAAGUUCUUUUGGGAGCUACACAUUACUCAAUGGCGGUGGAUGUGUGGUCUGUUGGCUGUAUAUUUGCUGAACUUGUCACCAAACAAGCACUCUUUCCUGGUGAUUCUGAGUUGCAACAACUCCUUCAUAUUUUCAGGCUAUUAGGUACUCCUAAUGAAGAGGUGUGGCCUGGGGUUAGUAAACUAAUGAAUUGGCAUGAGUACCCUCAGUGGAGCCCUAAAAAACUGUCAACUGCAGUUCCAAAUUUGGAUGAGCUUGGACUGGAUCUAUUAUUAAAAAUGUUGCAAUAUGAACCUUCGAAGCGGAUUUCUGCAAAGAAAGCUAUGGAACAUCCUUACUUCGAUGACCUGGACAAGACCAAUCUGUAGGAAAAAUAAGUUGAAAUUUGGGAUGUAGGAAUUUAUGAUUACCGAUUUACUUAAGCUUCUCUCGAGCGCAUGUCAAAAUCUGUUUUAGGAUGAUUAACUUUUGUCAUUUUGUUUUUAAUAUUUGUGGAAUUAUGGAUGGAUUACCCUGGAUUUGGAUCCAUUACUGUCAUUAUCCUCGUUGGUUAUUCGAAAUUUACAAUGUCUACAA